Macrobrachium nipponense is the source of this 481-nucleotide messenger RNA. Its product is annotated as pro-resilin-like. NCBI's taxonomy places the organism in Eukaryota, Metazoa, Arthropoda, Malacostraca, Decapoda, Palaemonidae. The coding region runs from base 23 to 385 and encodes 120 amino acids. The record is from RefSeq and is a predicted model, not a curated record. Gene Ontology annotation, cellular component: extracellular matrix. The transcript has 3 exons.
UGUUUACUCUCUCACUAACAGCAUGGUUCUGAAGGUUUUAAUUCUGGCUGCUGUUGCAGUUGCCAGCGUCUUGGCAGAUUCUAUUCCAGCUUAUGGCCGUCCUGCUCCAUCCUACCACUCUCCAGCGGGUCCCGCUCAGUACAACUUCAAUUACGCCGUGAAGGACGACUACUCCAAGAACGACUUCGGCCAUCAGGAAAACAGGAAUGGAUACGACACAAAGGGAACCUACUACGUGCAGCUUCCCGACGGCCGUCUGCAGAAGGUGACUUACUACGUCAACGGCGACUCUGGAUACGUGGCUGAAGUAUCCUACCAGGGAGAAGCUUACUACCCACAGCCUGCCAAAGGAUACCCACCGGCUCCUCAGGACGGCUACCAUUAAGACCUUUUUCACCGCUGAUGUUAUCGAAGAUCCAUUUAGUUUUUUGUUAUUAUGUAACUUAUGUUCUAUGGACAUGGCUCUGAUAAAAACGAAUAA